AUGAAUAAUCUUGCUUCAUAUCAAAUCUAGUAGCAGCAGCUCAGUAACAACUAUAACUAAUCUAUUAACAGCGCAAUCGGCCAUCAAAGCUAGAUGCAAAGCAAUGGAAUCUCAGUUCAAACUAAGUUUAAGAGCAAUAAAGGCAGCAUUGUUAGUAACUCGGCUUUAGCUUAUCAAUAGCCAUCUUCAUCGAAUAGCUUUUCGAUUAGCAACAGCUUGGGAAAUAAUUAAAAAGCAAAUAAAAAUCUCAAAAAGGCUAUAUAAGAUAUCUAUGAAAGAAACAACAGUCAUUAGCAGACAAUGCCCUCUCGGAUAGGUCUACCUUCAGCUCUAGACAACAAUCCAAACAACCAAAUUUUGACGCCAUAAUAGUUGAUUUUACGCAAUCAAAAGAGAUCUUAGUCUGUCGAGAAAAAUGUUAAUCAAUAGGUAUAUAAGGCAAGACUCUAGAAUCAAAAAUUGAAUCUUAAUCAAACACAGAAUUUGAGCUUUAAACUGCCUGAGAAGAGAAGAAUUGAGAAAUUCUCUAGUUAAAACACAGUAGAGAAAAAGAGAAAUAAAUCAAGUGACAAGGCGAAUACUGCUUUGAAUAAACCCUUUCAGCAACUACUACCAGACGAUUAUCAAAUUGAAGAUCAAUUCUUGCUCAUCCAAUAACAAUAACUUCAGCAUUAGUAGCAAAUAGAUAUCAAUAAAAGAUACUUGAAACAAUUUAUUGAGUAAAAAUAAAAGAGGACUGGGAUGGAUCAUUCCGUAGAUGAAAGCAAGCUAGACUAGGUGUAGAUACCUGAUAUACAUUAAAUACUUGAGAAGUAUCAAACAUAGAUGAAAAGCUAACAUAUGAUUAAUGAGUAAAAGAUAGGCAAGUUAAAGAUACAGACUAAGCUAAAUAGUAAUAAGCCUGAACAAGCCUCUUAGUACAGUCAUAACUUCGAUAACAUGAAUGCUAGUCAAAGAUCUCCAACAGAAAAAAGAACCCUUGAAAAGGGUCUGCAGCCAUUGAAUUCUAUCAAACUUGAUAAGCUAGAUAUUAAGCCCUAGCAGUAACAGUUUUUGUAAGGUCAGGGAUAGUAGCUCACACCAAGUAAGCUGCAUUCACCUCCUUCACAACUCGAGAAUAACUUCUUGCUUUCCCCUAAUGUCAAAAGUGGUCGAAACUCCAAGCUCUCUAAGAUAUAAAGGUUCAAUGAAAGAGAGCAAUCCAUUCAGUCUAAUAACUAGGAUGGGAAUCAAGUAGAUGAAAUGAGCUAGAUAAACACUGAAUCGAACUUGGAGGAUAUGGCUCUGAUGUUAAUGAGUGUAAGUGAUGAGCAUUUUAUUAACAAAAACAGUGAGGAGACAGAGAGUGCCAGCAGUCAGCCUAACUUGCAAAGAGUCACUAAAAAGGAAAUGCUGAAACUGCUUAAUCGAGUAAUGGACCGAAAUAAGCCUUUGUUCUUAUUCAAUAGCAAGCAUAGCACUAAAGACACUAUGGGUGAAACUGGAACACCUUCGUUUAGUAUGAUAGCUUUGAUCGAAAAGAAUUGA
This is a messenger RNA of Stylonychia lemnae, 1527 nucleotides long. The record is from the annotation of a GenBank genome assembly. Lineage: Eukaryota; Ciliophora; Spirotrichea; Sporadotrichida; Oxytrichidae.